AUGACGCUUGGCUCAGGAGGAUCCAGUGUCGUGGUUCCAAGGAACUUCAGAUUGCUGGAGGAACUUGAACGGGGUGAAAAAGGUAUUGGUGAUGGCACAGUUAGCUAUGGAAUGGAUGACGGUGAUGACAUUUACAUGCGCUCUUGGACUGGUACCAUCAUUGGCCCCCAUAAUACUGUACAUGAAGGAAGAAUUUAUCAACUGAAGCUGUUUUGUGAUAAAGACUACCCAGAAAAGCCCCCAAGUGUUCGGUUUCAUUCACGAAUCAAUAUGACUUGUGUUAACCAUGAAACUGGCGUGGUAUCAGUUGAACCAAAGAAAUUUGGGCUUCUUGCAAAUUGGCAAAGAGAGUACAGCAUGGAGGAUAUACUGACCCAGCUGAAGAAAGAAAUGGCAGCUCCUCAUAACCGGAAGCUUGUCCAGCCUCCAGAAGGAACUUACUUUUAA
Molecule: messenger RNA, 447 nt
Organism: Lathyrus sativus (Indian pea)
Lineage: Eukaryota; Viridiplantae; Streptophyta; Magnoliopsida; Fabales; Fabaceae
Source: the annotation of a GenBank genome assembly